Messenger RNA from Nymphaea colorata (pocket water lily), 414 nucleotides. Its product is annotated as agamous-like MADS-box protein AGL29. The record is from RefSeq and is a predicted model, not a curated record. Gene Ontology annotation, molecular function: DNA-binding transcription factor activity, RNA polymerase II-specific; RNA polymerase II cis-regulatory region sequence-specific DNA binding; protein dimerization activity. Lineage: Eukaryota; Viridiplantae; Streptophyta; Magnoliopsida; Nymphaeales; Nymphaeaceae. The transcript has a single exon. The coding region runs from base 1 to 414 and encodes 137 amino acids. Gene Ontology annotation, biological process: positive regulation of transcription by RNA polymerase II.
AUGGAAAGGAUUGAAGAUAAGCAAAAGAGGCAUGUCACCUUCUCCAAGAGGAGGAAUGAUCUCUUCAAAAAGGUGGAGGAGAUCUGCUCUCUUACACGUGCCACUAUUGUCAUCAUCUGCUUCAGUGAAGCAGGAAACCCCUUCACUUUCUGCCAUCCUUCUUCUGCGGAUAAUCACCAACAAUUCCUGCGGCAGUACUAUGGGAGUUCCAGUGGCUGCACCAUCACUGCUGCUUCUUUCCAAUCAGCACCGUGGGUGAAGCCAAAUCGAUUGGAGAAAUUGUGCCCGUCUCAAGUUGGGAGGAGGAAAUCAGCAAGAAAUGAGGUUGCAACCUCAGUUGCAAAGCAUGCACGAGAAGUUGAUGGCUCUCCUGGAGCCGGCCCGUGCCCAAUCAAUGGAGGAAGGCCUGGUUGA